Drosophila montana is the source of this 1483-nucleotide messenger RNA. RefSeq names its product COP9 signalosome complex subunit 2. Gene Ontology annotation, molecular function: protein binding. Bases 107 to 1441 code for a protein of 444 amino acids. Gene Ontology annotation, cellular component: COP9 signalosome. The record is from RefSeq and is a predicted model, not a curated record. The transcript has 6 exons. Gene Ontology annotation, biological process: protein deneddylation. NCBI's taxonomy places the organism in Eukaryota, Metazoa, Arthropoda, Insecta, Diptera, Drosophilidae.
ACUCUAUCGCACGACCGCCACAAUUUGCUGUGAGAUCCACAAAUUUUUGCCAUUUUUACAGGCAUUGUUUUGUUAAAUCAAUUUUUGCGCCUAAAUAAGCUGCACAAUGUCUGAUAAUGAUGACGAUUUCAUGUGCGACGAUGAUGAAGAUUAUGGUCUGGAAUACUCAGAGGACAGCAACUCGGAACCGGACGUAGAUCUAGAGAAUCAAUACUACAACAGCAAGGCACUUAAAGAGAUGGAGCCCACAGCAGCGCUCGCCAGUUUCCAAAAGGUGCUCGACUUGGAGAAUGGCGAAAAGGGUGAGUGGGGCUUCAAGGCACUGAAGCAGAUGAUAAAAAUCAACUUUAGUCUGAACAACUACAAGGAAAUGAUGGUGCGCUACAAACAGCUGCUCACCUACAUUAAAAGCGCUGUCACACGCAACCAUUCGGAGAAGAGCAUCAACUCCAUACUGGAUUACAUUUCAACGUCCAAGAAUAUGGAGUUGCUGCAAAACUUUUAUGAGACCACUUUGGAUGCUCUGCGCGAUGCCAAAAACGAUCGCUUGUGGUUCAAAACUAACACUAAGCUGGGCAAGCUGUACUUUGAUCGCAGCGACUUUACUAAAUUGCAAAAGAUACUCAAACAGUUGCAUUCGAGCUGCCAGACAGACGACGGCGAGGAUGAUCUAAAAAAGGGCACACAAUUGCUGGAGAUUUAUGCAUUGGAAAUUCAAAUGUACACUGUACAAAAAAACAACAAGAAACUGAAAGCUCUCUACGAGCAAUCGCUGCACAUUAAAUCAGCUAUUCCACAUCCUCUUAUAAUGGGCGUUAUUCGCGAAUGCGGCGGCAAAAUGCAUCUACGCGAAGGCGAAUUCGAGAAGGCGCACACAGACUUCUUUGAGGCCUUCAAGAACUACGAUGAAAGCGGCUCGCCCAGACGCACCACCUGCCUUAAGUACUUGGUGCUAGCAAAUAUGCUUAUGAAGUCCGGUAUCAACCCGUUCGACUCGCAGGAGGCCAAGCCUUAUAAGAACGAUCCCGAGAUUUUGGCCAUGACAAAUCUGGUUAAUUCAUACCAAAACAAUGACAUCAACGAGUUUGAGACUAUAUUGCGUCAACAUCGCAGCAACAUUAUGGCUGAUCAGUUUAUACGCGAACACAUUGAGGACUUACUGCGCAACAUACGCACCCAGGUGCUCAUUAAACUGAUCAGACCAUACAAGAACAUAGCCAUACCGUUCAUAGCCAAUGCACUCAACAUUGAGCCCGCCGAGGUGGAGAGCUUGCUGGUUUCCUGCAUACUCGAUGACACCAUCAAGGGACGCAUCGAUCAGGUGAAUCAAGUGCUGCAGCUGGACAAGAUUAAUAGCAGUGCAGCCCGCUACAAUGCGCUGGAGAAAUGGUCCAACCAAAUCCAAUCGCUGCAGUUUGCUGUAGUACAGAAAAUGGCUUAGGCAUAAGGCAAUGAUUAAAACCUAAUCGAAAUUAUGAAAAUA